AUGGCAUCCCAGCUCCCAAGAAUACUAUCAGUUUCCAGCCCUAGGAUUCUAUACCAUUUCGCUAUUACCGGACUACAAGCAAUUGCGGCCUAUUAUAAUCUCGAAAUCCCCCGGAAAGAGCUAAAAGAGAUCCUACAUCAACUUCCUGAAGGAGCGGAUGCCUGUCUGCAGGUAAUUGUAUGUCAAAUUAAUGCCAAUUUUGCCCCAGAUAGCCCUCCCGAUGAUGGUAUUAUCCAGCUUAUGUCUGGGGAAGCUGGGAGUGAAGAACGAGAGAUGGUCCUUGAGGAUGCAUGGCAGGUUUAG
This is a messenger RNA of Trichophyton rubrum CBS 118892, 303 nucleotides long. RefSeq lists its product as uncharacterized. Lineage: Eukaryota; Fungi; Ascomycota; Eurotiomycetes; Onygenales; Arthrodermataceae. The transcript has a single exon. The coding region runs from base 1 to 303 and encodes 100 amino acids. The record is from RefSeq and is a predicted model, not a curated record.